Molecule: messenger RNA, 621 nt
Organism: Anthostomella pinea
Lineage: Eukaryota; Fungi; Ascomycota; Sordariomycetes; Xylariales; Xylariaceae
Source: the annotation of a GenBank genome assembly
AUGGCAUCGACUCUCAAGGGCCCGACGCCGCAGGAGCACGACGGCAGCGGCCUGCGCAUCGGCAUCGUGCACGCGCGCUGGAACACCACCAUCAUCGAGCCGCUGCUCAAGGGCACCAAGGACAAGCUGCUGGGCUGCGGCGUCAAGGAGGCCAACAUCGUCGUGCAGUCGGUGCCGGGAUCGUGGGAGCUGCCCAUUGCCGUUCAGCGCAUGUACACAGCCUCCCAGAUCCAGCAGGCCUCUUCCUCCAGCGGCGCCCCCACAGCCGGCGACCUCCUGGGCUCCUCCACGACGGACCUGACCGCGCUCGCCUCCUCGUCCGGCACCUCCUCCUCAUCCGCUUCCACGCAGCCGUUCGACGCCGUCAUCGCCAUCGGCGUGCUGAUCAAGGGCGAGACCAUGCACUUCGAGUACAUCGCCGACGCCGUGUCGCACGGCCUGAUGCGCGUCGGCCUCGACCUGGGCGUGCCCGUCGUCUUCGGCGUCCUGACCGUGCUCAACGACGACCAGGCCAAGGCCCGCGCCGGCAUCGGUGGCCAUAACCACGGCGAGGACUGGGGCCUGGCCGCCGUCGAGCUGGGCGUCAAGCGCGCCGCGUGGGCUAAGGGUCAGCUGGAGUAA